GGCGGUGGCGGCCUGCGGCCGGCGGUGUAGACGCCCCUUCCCGGGAGCUGGGACCCGCCGGCCGGUGUUGCCUGGACUAUCAGAGAAUUGAGAACAAUCCUAUUUGGGGAUCAUACACUGACUGUGGUGGUUUAUAAGCAAGGAUAACUGAUGACGCCCCCCAGGAAGUCACUGCUUCUCCGCCAGUCACGAAGUUAAAUGAAGGAUAGCCCCUAAGGGUUUUAUCAUGUGAAGUCUUCCUGAAUUUUCUUGCUCUCUCUUUUUGGAAAUGCAAAUAAAGAAGAUGAAGGAUAUUGGACAGCAGUUAUAUACCACUCAAGUGAAUGAUGGACAUAAUUCCUUGACCAUGUCCCCCAAACAACCAAAUGCCAGUAGAGCCACUCGACCGGAUAGACAUGAAGCGCAAGCUCUCUUGUGUCAAGGCUCAGAGGCAGAGGCUGCCACGAUGACCAUUGCUACGUGUAUGAAGUGCAAGAGUGUUGACAAAAUCCUGCUUCAAGAUUUGAAAAAGGGUACUGGGCCAAGCCAGAAGGAAGACAAAUACGUUUGCUUCAGAUGCAACCUCGGUGUGGCCACUUCCCAUUUCCAUUUUGUGAAUAGUAAUCCCAGUGCUACUCCUGUAGGAAAUAAAGCUGAAGCCAUCGCCAGUUCCAUCAAUAACAAAUUUAAGGUAAGGAACUUUAAGCCAGGCAAAUACUAUUGCGAUAAAUGUCGAUUUUCCACGAAGGACCCUCUCCAGUACAAAAAGCACACGCUCCAACAUGAAGAGAUUAAAUUCAUCUGUUCUCACUGCAGCUACAUUUCCUACACAAAAGGGGAGUUCCAGAGGCACCUGGUGAAACACACAGGCAUAUUCCCUUAUCAAUGUGAGUACUGCGACUAUGGUGCUAUUCGGAAUGACUACAUUGUCAAACACAGGCGCAGAGUGCAUGAGAGGGCGGGAGGACGGCGACCGCCCAGAACUGUUGCCAAGCUGGAGCCAAAAAGAAUCAGCACAUCGAAACAAAACACAGAGCUCCUAAAAGCUCCCAAUCCAAGGACUGCAUUUCAAAAUAAGUUGUCAGAUCAACUCACAAGGUUCUCCCUCCAUACAAAUAAAGACAAAAUGCACAAUAUCAUGUUGUUGCCGGAAUCAAAGGAAUACCAAAAAGAUGUAGUGUGUAUUCCAAAUAAAGUGACCCUGAUGGAGCCAAAUGAAGGCAGUCUGUUUGAGAACAAAAGCGUGGAGGUGGAAGUGUUGUCCCCAGCGAAAGAGCCUGUCCAGCCAGGAAUGCCGUUGACAGUGGUGGCACCAGCAGAACUUGUGGUCCCUGCCAACUGCUUGGCCCAGCUGAUCGAUGUGAAGGUCGUCAACGGGACCCAGCAGCUUGUCCUGAAACUGUUUCCUCUGGAAGAAAGUAACCACCCCGAAGCUGGUGGGGGUGAAGGGGGUCAUUCUGAGCAUAUGAUUAAAGAGAAGGGUUCGGCUGAACCAGAAAAAAUAGUUUCUGCAAGCCAAACAAAGUCACUGGUGAUUGAAGGGAAUGUUGGAAAACUGGCAGGCACUGAUCAUCUUCAAUCAUCAGUUCAGAAACAACUUAAAAAUGUGAAGUGGGUCAGGUCUUAUGAUUUUUUCAUGUCAAAUUCUAGUGUGCACAAUCGAGAAUCCCUUCUGUACCCAGAUACAGUUGAGGACUUCCAGAAAAAAAGUAGUAUCUAUCCACAUAGACCAGCUCUUCCUUCUCUUUCUUUAAGAGGUCAUUCUCCAGCAUCUGUAGUAAAAAACAGUGUUUUCCACAGUUUCAGAGCUGCAUCAAACCCUUUUCCAUAUAAAGCUGCUGUUUCUUUUGCUGAAGAUGGAAGGAACUCAGUUGGGGACUCACAGCAGUUAUAUCCCCUGGCUGCGUCACCUGCAACCAUGUCCUUCUCUGGAGAAAAGGGCUUGUUGCCUGUAACUACAAGUAACUUGGAAUCUAGACAUGAGAUCAGUAUUCCUAUAAAAAUGGUUCCCUCUCAUAGGAAGUUGAAAGACAAGCAGACGGAGGAACACAAGGCAGUUUCAAACACAGGCCAGAUUUCUUCCCAACACAAAAGCGAGUAUUUACACGUAAAUAUACCAGGAGAGGAUGGAAUCAGGUCUCAGCCGCCUGUGGAGGAGCCUUUAGAAUUAAAGAAUCCUGAAAGGACUAAGGACUCUUUCGAUGGUCCAGUCAUCUCGUCAGUAUUUUCUCUGAGCUCUGGGUCUGAAAACGUCCCUGAGAGCGUUAAGUGGAAUAGUUCAACGUCCAAAAUAAAGUCAAUUGAACUCUUGCGCAGGAAGAUAGCUCAGUUGAUUGAAUCCUGUGGCAAGCCGUCAUCUUUGUCUGCAAAUAACGCACAUCGCCGUUCUGUAGGGCAGGCAUCGAAGGGAACUUCGCAAGCUGCUCCUGAAGGUAUUCACGAAAUUAACGUGUCAUUUGCCGGCACUGGCUAUUCCACAGGCACACUCCCGAAACCUCAGGAAGACGGUGGUAUCAAUGGGCCGCUCACUCCUCAGCAAAUAUAUCCACAGUUUAUAGAAGGCAGCAGUGGGAAAACUGAAAGCAGAGUGACCAGGAAGACCCAUGUUACUUCUCCAGUAUUGAUCCCCAAAGGGGCUGUGUUGAGGGUUCUUAAUUCUUCUGAGGAUACCCACAUUAUAGAGGCAACGUGUGAAGCACCGGUCAGCAUACCUUGCCGUGAGACCCAGUUAAUAAAACCCAUUCCGUUCUGCCCAGUGAGACAGACAGACUCAGACUUACCGUCUUUGACAAGUCAAAGUGGGCCCAUAGAUAUGUCCCAAAAUCUUGAUAUACCUCUUCGGCCAAAACCAAGAAAAGAGAGUGCUUUUUGUAGCACCAUGCCUAAAAAAACUGGCCCCCUGCAUGGUCAGCAAGGAAGCAGUGAACUGAGUAAGCAAGGCAAACUGCUUUCUAGAAGUCUUCCUAUAAGUAAAAACAAAACCAAACAAGUGAAUUCAUCCAAGAAGAAAAGCAAAAUCCAGGCUGAUCCCAGCCGCUAUCUCAAGGAUCCUUCAAUUUUUCAGGUUGCAAGACAGCUUCGACUGAUUGCCGCGAAGCCAGACCAGUUGAUUAAAUGCCCCCGUCGGAACCAGCCCGUCAUCGUGUUAAACCAUCCUGAUGUUGACUCUCCAGAAGUCACCAACGUGAUGAAGGUAAUCAAUAAGUACAAAGGCAAUGUCCUCAAAGUCGUCCUAUCAGAGAGGACGAGGUGUCAGUUAGGCAUCAGACGGCAUCAUGUUCGCCUGACAUACCAGAACGCAGAGGAGGCCAAUCAGAUAAAAAGGCAAAUGAUGUUGAAAAUGAAGCUUAAGAAGGUGCAUAAAAACAACUACCAGGUGGUGGAUUCCUUGCCUGAUGACUCAUCACAGUGUAUAUUUAAGUGCUGGUUUUGUGGGCGGCUUUAUGAAGACCAGGAGGAGUGGAUGAGUCACGGCCAGCGGCAUUUGAUAGAGGCAACUAGAGAUUGGGAUGUUCUUUCUUCCAAGGGCAAAUAAGUAAAAAAUGGUCUUUGAAGCAAAUUGUUUUUCUUAUUUUUAGUUUAUUCUAGUUUGUUUGUUUUUCCCCUCCCUCCCUGGCUCAGUGGGAGAAAUGCAGAUUGUAGGAAUGGGAGGAUCAUUCAUUCUUCAGAAACCUUGUGAGAAUGUUGAGAGCCAGGAGUCUUAACCUGAGAUGACUGACUGGACCUUGGCAGGUGUCUGUAGCCCCCGGAAUCGUAUGCACAGAUCUAUGUACAUGUGUUUUUCUGGAGAGAAGUGAAACUUCAGAUUUCCAGUUGAGAUCUGAGAGGUCUUUGUUUAGCACCCCUUUUUUCUGAGUAGAAACAAAUCUGGUGAUCUGUUCAGGGGGGCAUGUUUAGGGUGUUCUACACUAUGCUCUUUAUUCAAAAUGCUACUGAGGAAUGAAACCCAUGUCUUGGUGUACACAUCCAUUUUUCUCUGCACUAACUCGUGCUGAAUAUUUGAUACAUACAGGAAAUCAUACUUUCUACUUCGUUAUCUUAAAUUGGACUAUAGAAAAGUGGCUCUUCCUUGAAAUUCCUCACCCACUGGGCAGUACUCAGAAGGGUUGUCUCUAGCACAGAGCAUUAGCUUUGCUUGGCCACUUGAAAAAAUGAUGCCAAGGGUUUGCCUGAAUUUAUUACUUCAGCAGUAGAUGUUCGGGGAGGAAAGAAACAUUUUCAAAGCUUUGCUUUCUUUUUAAAUGUCCUGAUUUAUGACAGCUGGGGAGGGAUUGUGCCUUUAAAAAAAGAAGAAGAAGAAAAAGAAUGGUCACAGAAGUAAAAUAUCCAAAAUUUUAAGGCUCCUGUGUGCCCUUACCACCCUCACAAAGGUAAAGUAACUAGUUUAAAAUGUGAAUGAACAGGCUUCUUAUGACAUAGGUAAAUCUGGGAAAGAUAGUUCAAGGUAGGACUGUGAAGAAAGUUAUGACUUUAUUGUGAUCACUGGUUUCCUUUGAGAACUCUCAGACCAGGGCGAAGGCUGCGUGCACUUUCUCCACCACUUAGGAUCUCAGACACUGCCCCUCCCCCCCGCCCCCAGCUCAGAGCCUGCUCUUCCUCUGCCAGUUUUCUGAACAGGUUCUCCUGUGGAGUGAGACACUUCCCUAUUCACCUCCUGUCCCCUUCCUUUUGUGCCUUUGAGGCCCCUUAAGGCUUUCCCUCAUGAAAAUCAACAAAAUAGAAACAUCCCACCAUCUUCGUUGAGGUUACAGAAACACUAUUCCUGGUUUUCACUGAUAGUCACAAUCCACUUCUAACUUCUCUUUUCCACAGUCUGUUCUCCCGAUCGCUCACCUUUCCUAGGUAGUAACUCUUGAGAACACCUGCUCCCUCUCCACCGAUAGACACCAGCACCACGGCUGGUCCACAGGACACCUUGUGUGCAUUAGGAAAAACUCCUUCCGCACCUUUACCACCUCGUGGGCAGAUUGGUGGCCUGGCAGAGGGAGCUGGGGUUGGAUCUCGUCCUCACUCGCCCACUCCACCAGGCAACAACCAUCAUGCAGAACACACCCACGUACCUGGAACGGCCACAGGGUGGCUCCAGCUCUGUUUUCCUCCUCCCUUUAAGACUGCUCCAUCCUUAGGGAAUUCGUUAGUGCAGUGAAUGGAACUGGGGGCCGUUAUAACUGGAAAAAACUUGAGUGAGAUUUCCAUUGUGCUGGUUAGUUGGAACUUUCUGUGUUGGGUUUGUUUUGUUUUGUUUUUACACGCGUGAAAGUCUUAGACUAUUUUCUGAUAGGUGGAAUUGUAAUUCUUUGCAAUUGGUUCUCAUUACAGAUAAUCAACAUUUCUUAUGUCUAAUUGAAUGCAUGAUCAUUAAGUUGGCUAAUUGGUUAAUUUUUAUUGAAAUUUAAAACUUGGGUUUUUUAGAUGUGUAUAUAUGCAUGUGUGUACACAUAUAAAUAUUUUUUACCAUAUGAAAACCGCAGUAUCUAAUUUUCUGAUUUCCUAUUUUAUAAUGAAAUUACGUGGGCUGGAAAAACAGAAGACAUUUUAUAUUCUAGAAAUUAUUUUGGAAGCACAUUUUUAUAAUGGUGUGAUCUCAUUUUUAAGAAAAUGAAAGCACAAGUAAGUGAUGAGUCUGGUUUCUAUGAACAAACAGAAGUAGAAACCCCUGAGAAUCAUUCUGUUGCAGUAUUUCAUCCCCGCGCAUUUCUAGUUGGUGCUUUCCAGGAACUGGAUCCUGCGUACCACUUCACCACAUAGAGGAGAACGCUGCAAUGUGAGCCAUGUGUAGAUGUGUGCCCUGCCGGCAGAACGGAAGGCUUCUAACAUACUGAGAAGAAAAGGCUGUGAUUUUUUAAUUUUUUAUUUUUUCUCCUUCUAUACCUCACUGCUUAGUAGCAUCUUUCUUGAGAGGCUAGAGCUUGACCUUUCAAGAAAAGUGACCAUGAAUCAGGUCAGAGUGUUAAGUGUCAACAUGAAAUAUUUAUACUUUGCAGCAUCAACCAUUUUUCAAGUAUUACCUAAAACUCAGCUUAUGUACUUGUAUGGAGCUAAAUUUUAUGAGUAGACUACGUAGCAAAGGGUUUUUUUGGAGAUUUCCAGAGCUACAACACUUUUUUGAGGAAUCCUGAAGGCUCCUGAAAGUCAUAAAAAAUGAGAAAGCAAAACAUGUCUGUCCUCCCUAUAUGAAGAACUUUAGGAAAUAGCUUGUUAACAUGUAGGUAAAUGUCAGAAAACAUUUCUAACAAAAUUGAACAAAGUAGGAGUAGAACCAUGUUGAGUAUUUACAUACUCCUACCUUGAUUUUGAAGGACCUGUACUCGCUAAAUUUUAUUAAUAGUACUUACUAAUAAAAUUUUACACUUAUUUCUUAGAGUUUCUUAUUUUUGGGGGCCAGAAGUGAGACGAUCUUGUUAUAGUUAUGACAGAGUGAAAAUUAAAAAAAAAAAACUCAUAGUCUCAUAGAUAAUAUUUUACCCAAAUUUUUAUCCCCUCCCCAAAACAUUUUGUGAGCCCUACUGUGGGCCAAAUGCUGUUUGUUAAACUAAACUGAACACAGUAUAUUAACCCUCAAAAGCUCCAUUCCUCUUUCUUCAUGACCUACUAGGUGUAAACCAUCCCUGGAAACAAAGAUGUGGCGUUGCUUGGCCUUUGGAAUAAUUUUUGAAUCUGUAAAUGUCAAUUUGAGCAGAAAACAAACAUUGACACGUUGUAAGCAUUAUUGUAAGUCCUGUGUGAACAGUUUGUGUGUCUGCUGCUCUGGUUUUGAAACACGUUUGUAUAUAGAUAUAGAAGUUGGCAUAAAUUUUGUUAAAUAAAGCAACCGUAUAAUGU
Enhydra lutris kenyoni (northern sea otter) is the source of this 6801-nucleotide messenger RNA. Its product is annotated as zinc finger protein 518B. The record is from RefSeq and is a predicted model, not a curated record. The transcript is spliced from 2 exons. Gene Ontology annotation, cellular component: nucleus. The coding region runs from base 269 to 3514 and encodes 1081 amino acids. NCBI's taxonomy places the organism in Eukaryota, Metazoa, Chordata, Mammalia, Carnivora, Mustelidae. Gene Ontology annotation, molecular function: RNA polymerase II transcription regulatory region sequence-specific DNA binding; DNA-binding transcription factor activity, RNA polymerase II-specific. Gene Ontology annotation, biological process: regulation of transcription by RNA polymerase II.